UCUAUCUUAUUCCUUUGUUCCGUGGUGGAGAGCGCGCGUUCACGUUUUCUCUAUUGUCAACGUAGCGUCUUUAUCUUUUGACGUGUCAGAGCAGUGUCGGUCGACCGCUACGACCGCACUGGGAACUUGCGUCGCCAACACUGAAGUUUUCUGCUUCUUCGCCGGGUGGAAUGGAGGAGCUGGACAGGCGUGUCCCCUGGGAUCUCAGUUGCUCGGUGGAAUCUGGAACGAGCAAUGGAACUGAGGCCUUAGUUUCUAGAACGGGGAUGGAACAGCAGGAGGAUGGGGAGCAGGUAGAAGAUGAGAGGGAAGAAGAACAAAACGAGAGGGGUCGCAGGAAGUAUGGUUGUCCGCACUACAGGCGGCGGUGCCGUAUCAGAGCUCCGUGUUGCAACGAGGUUUUUGGUUGCCGGCAUUGCCACAACGAAGCAAAGGGCGAGGAGGCUGACCCUCGCGAGAGGCACCAAAUCCGUCGCGAGUCUAUAAGGCGGGUCAUUUGCUUGUUGUGCGACACGGAGCAAGACGUGCAGCAAGUUUGCGAAGGCUGUGGAGUGUGCAUGGGGAGCUACUUUUGCUCAAAGUGCAACCUUUUCGACGACGACACGGACAAGCACCAGUACCACUGUGACUCAUGCGGCAUUUGUCGCGUUGGAGGAGCGGACAACUUCUUCCACUGCGACCGUUGUGGCUGCUGCUACUCGGUGGCUCUCCAAGGCAAGCACGUCUGUGUGGAGCGAGCAAUGCACCACAACUGCCCGGUGUGCUUUGAGUUCCUCUUCGACUCCGUGAAGCAGAUAACCGUGCUCCAGUGCGGCCACACCAUGCACGCCGACUGCUUCAAUGAGAUGCGGUUGCACUCGAGGUACACUUGUCCUAUGUGCUCCAGGUCGGUGCUGGAUUUGUCCGAGUACUGGCAAACUCUAGACAAGGAGAUUGCUGCCACUCCCAUGCCGGAGGCCCUGAGGGGGAAGACGGUGUGGAUGCUGUGCAACGAUUGCAAUCACAAAGACGAGGUACCGUUUCAUAUUUUCGCGCUUAAGUGCCCCGGUUGCGGCUCUUUCAACACCAGGCAGACAAAGAGGCCGCCAUCUCUUCCGGCCACGGCCGCUGCUGCGACCAGCAACACUGCCAACGACAGCCACUCGAGCAACAGCAGCAGCAACAGCAACGACUAGUCAGAAAGGACAGAAAACAAGGAGGAGUUCGUUGUGGCGCCGACAAAGAAGAACCAGACGGACGAACGGGUCAAACUCUGGUCUGGCACCGUUUUUCUUUAGCAAGAUACAGGGAACAAGGCAGGAGGAGGAAAAAAACAGGAGUAUUUUGGAAGGAAUCCCCGAGGAGUGGGAUGUGUCUUCUCACAGUUUUCACAAGCAUUGGGAUCUUUACACCACAACAAACAAACAGCGGAGAAACAACAGAUAUAGAUGGAUAGACGAGACACACAGGAUUGGGAUUUGGAUUUGGGAAGGAGAGGAGGAAGAGAAGAAGAUGAAGACGAAGAGUUCGUGGAACUUGGUGGUGGCAUAGCGCAGUGGAGAGACGGGUCUUUCUCACAGGAUACACGCAAAGCUAGCUAGUCAUUGAAGAAACGGCGUGUUCCACGCCACUAGCUAUACCACGGCUGCGUUUCUUGUGGGACAAGAGAUUGACUUUGGAACAGUGAAGAGAUUCGAAGCAAAAGAAGAAAAGGAAAAGCUCUCCCAAGACCGGGAAACCCGACCCUUGGCGCCGCCGCUACCUAGAUCGAUCGACAGGAGCAAAGCCAGCCAAGGAAGCAAAUCAAAGCAAGCAAGCCAAGCAAUUGGAGCGUUUCUCGUUUGGAAGUUCUCGAGGAAGGAGUCGGGACAAAAGGAAGAAAAGAAAAAAAAGAAGAGGUACUCGCCGCCGAGAAGGAAGAUUUUUUCGUCUUCGUCUUCUUCUUCUUCGUUUUGGGAGAGGUUUGUUUCGUCUCGUUUGUCGUUAGCGGCUUCAGUCCAGUGACCACGAGAAUAUUCUUGUAACUGGGGGAUAUUCCAGUGCAAGAAUAUUCUAGCUACUGGGGGAUUGGAGACAAGCCCUAGCUUUUUUGUCUGGCGCUUGUCUGGGCAUUCCCGACACGCCUGACUGCUUGAUCUUUGCGUAGAGCAUGUUCUCUAGAGAAGAUUAAAAACCCUAUUCUUCCA
Messenger RNA from Selaginella moellendorffii, 2165 nucleotides. Its product is annotated as E3 ubiquitin-protein ligase MIEL1-like. Gene Ontology annotation, molecular function: ubiquitin protein ligase activity; zinc ion binding. Gene Ontology annotation, biological process: protein ubiquitination; ubiquitin-dependent protein catabolic process. The transcript has 2 exons. The record is from RefSeq and is a predicted model, not a curated record. NCBI's taxonomy places the organism in Eukaryota, Viridiplantae, Streptophyta, Lycopodiopsida, Selaginellales, Selaginellaceae. The coding region runs from base 171 to 1175 and encodes 334 amino acids. Gene Ontology annotation, cellular component: nucleus.